Messenger RNA from Miscanthus lutarioriparius, 1215 nucleotides. NCBI's taxonomy places the organism in Eukaryota, Viridiplantae, Streptophyta, Magnoliopsida, Poales, Poaceae. The record is from the annotation of a GenBank genome assembly.
AUGUCUGGAAAGCUGCCACCAGCUCUUAGCAGUUGCUCCAAUCUCAACACCAUCAUCCUUAAAGACAACAAGUUCCAAGGAGAUCUCAAACGUGUCAACUUCUCCACCCUGUCUAAUCUAAAAUUUUUAGAUUGCAGAUCAAACAAAUUCACUGGCACAAUUACAGAGAGCCUCUACUCCUGCAGCAACCUUAUUGCACUGCGGCUAUCUUUCAACAACCUUCAUGGUCAAUUUUCAUCGGGGAUAAACAAUCUCAAGUCCCUCAGAUUCCUAGCUCUCGCUCACAACAAUUUUACAAAUAUCACAAAAACGCUUCAAAUCCUCAGUAAGUCCAGGACCCUCGCUCUCGUGCUAAUUGGGGGCAACUUCAAGCAUGAGACCAUGCCAGACUAUGAUGAAUUUCAUGGCUUUGAGAAUCUUAUAUGUCUUGCUAUAAAUGAAUGUCCACUGUAUGGUAAGCUACCUAACUGGCUGGCUAAGCUCAAAAAUUUGCGAGGGUUGCUAUUAGACAACAACAGACUCAGUGGACCAAUACCAGCCUGGAUUAAUAGCUUAAACCUUCUUUUCUAUCUAGACAUAUCCAAUAACAAUCUUACUGGUGACAUACCAACAGCACUGACGGAGAUGCCAACGCUUGAGGCAGCUCACUCUGACCCAAUAGUACUUAAGUUUCCUAUCUACCUGACACCGUUUCUUCAAUACCGUACAACCAGUGGCUUCCCUAAAAUGUUAAAUCUAGGAAACAACAAGUUCACCGGUGUAAUUCCCCCAGAGAUUGGCCAGCUACAAGCAUUCCUUACACUCAACUUGAGCUUCAACAACUUACAUGGGGAGAUCCCACAAUCAGUCGGCAACCUCACCAACCUGCAGGUGCUAGACUUAUCCUACAAUAAUUUGACCGGUGCAAUCCCUUCUGCACUGGAGAGGCUUCACUUCCUUUCCAAAUUCAACAUUUCCAGAAACGAUCUAGAAGGGCCUGUUCCAACUGGAGGCCAGUUUAGCACAUUUACAGAUUCUAGCUUUUUUGGGAACCCAAAGCUGUGCAGCGCUGCGCUGAUGCACCACUGUAAUUCAACAGAUGCAGCUCCGGUCUCCAUUGUCUCCACAAAAGAGUACACCGACAAGGUCAUCUUUGCGAUGGCCUUUGGUAUGUUCUUCGGUGUCGGAGUGUUGUACGACCAGAUGGUCCUAUUCAGAUAUAUUUAUUUCGGCUGA